Messenger RNA from Anopheles maculipalpis, 974 nucleotides. RefSeq names its product activator of 90 kDa heat shock protein ATPase homolog 1. Lineage: Eukaryota; Metazoa; Arthropoda; Insecta; Diptera; Culicidae. Gene Ontology annotation, biological process: protein folding; positive regulation of ATP-dependent activity. Gene Ontology annotation, molecular function: protein-folding chaperone binding; ATPase activator activity. The record is from RefSeq and is a predicted model, not a curated record. The transcript is spliced from 2 exons. The coding region runs from base 27 to 974 and encodes 315 amino acids. Gene Ontology annotation, cellular component: cytosol.
GUAAACCUUUCCUGAGCAUAGUGAAAAUGGCCAAAUGGGGCGAAGGUGAUCCACGCUGGAUUGUGGAGGAGCGACCGGAUGCGACAAAUGUCAACAAUUGGCACUGGACAGAGAAAAAUGCAACCCCAUGGUCGAAGGAUAAGCUGAGGUCCCUGCUCGACGGGUUUGUAAUUGCCGACUCUGGCCUGGAGUGCACGGUAACAAAGAUCGAUCAGCUGGAGGGCGAGGCGACGGCCAACAACCGGAAAGGGAAGCUUAUAUUCUUCUACGAGUGGAACAUAGUGCUGCUGUGGAAGGGCCGGUACAACGAUGAAGAGGUGACGGGCAAAGUGACCAUUCCGAAUCUGUCCGAAGAAAACGAUGUAGAUGAGGUGGAACUAACGGUGUCGUUGGACAGUUCGAAUCCGGCCGCAGAGAAGAUGAAGCUGUUCAUGUAUAACGUUGGGCGGGAUAAGUUAAGAAAGCAAUUGGACGCCUACAUCCGUGCGCUGAAGGCUGACUUUGCCAAGGGGCUGAUACUGCCGAAAAAGGACGAGGUAAACGGUACCGACAAUCCGCCGCAGAAGCACAACAAAGAAACGGUGUUCGCUAGUGGAUUUAACAGGAAAAAGUUUGAUCUCGAAACCGUCACCAGUACUACGGUUAAUCCCACGAAAAAUGUCGGUGGCUGCAAGCUGGACGUGAAGACAAUAAAAAUUACCACGAAGUUCCAGUGUCGAGCUAACGAAUUGUUCGAUGCGCUAACGAGGGAAGACAUGGUGACGGCAUUUACCCGUGGCCACGUAAAGCACGAGCCUUUUGAGGGUGGAAACUUCAUUUACUUUGGAGGCAACAUCAGUGGCAAGUUUGUAGAAAUCGUACCGAAUAAGAAAAUUGUACAAACCUGGCGAUACAAGGAGUGGCCUUCGGGACAUUAUUCUACCGUCACGAUAGAGUUGGAGGAAGAGGUAUGUAGUUUUGAAAUGUUGACUUAG